This is a messenger RNA of Sceloporus undulatus (fence lizard), 3086 nucleotides long. It is a transcript of the gene SYNE3, whose product is annotated as spectrin repeat containing nuclear envelope family member 3. NCBI's taxonomy places the organism in Eukaryota, Metazoa, Chordata, Lepidosauria, Squamata, Phrynosomatidae. The coding region runs from base 145 to 3033 and encodes 962 amino acids. Gene Ontology annotation, molecular function: actin filament binding. The transcript is spliced from 19 exons. The record is from RefSeq and is a predicted model, not a curated record. Gene Ontology annotation, cellular component: cytoplasm; meiotic nuclear membrane microtubule tethering complex; nuclear outer membrane. Gene Ontology annotation, biological process: nuclear migration.
GGCAGAAGGCCGGGCCAAGGUCCUUCGCCAGCAGGAGCUCCCCUCGGCUCCAGACAGGAGGGUUUCUCCCUGCGCCUCUCAGGGACUCAAUCAGGAAGUGGAACCUGAAGUGUGGAAUUGUGCCCUCAAUUUUCUUCUAAUGCAAUGACCCAGCCACCUCAGGAUGAAUUUGACAGCAGUGUGGAGAAAGCAUUAGAUUGGAUGAAGACUAUCCAAGAGAGAUUAAAGGUCAAUGACAAUACCAAGGGGCCUCGGUCUGCCUUGGAGGCCAGGCUGAGGGACACAGAGAAAAUCUGUGCAUUGGAACCGGAAGGCCGACUGAAAAUGGAUUUGGUUCUAAUGAAGGCCGAUGCUCUCCUACAGUGCACCAGUGAGGAAAAAAAGCAUGAGAUAUUAUCCAAACUGAAGGAUAUUAAAGCCAUGUGGGAAGAAACAGCCAUAUACAUCACACAUUGUCACAGUCGUAUUGAGUGGGUGUGGUUGCACUGGAGUGAAUACUUGAAGGCCCAGGAUGAAUUCUAUGCAUGGAUUCACAACAUGAAGGUAACCUUGGAGCCAGACAUAGAACUACAGCUUGGUUUAAAAGAGAAGCAAUGGCAGCUCAGCCAUGCUCAAGUCCUGCUGAACGAUGUUGUAAAUCAGGCAGCUCUGCUGGAACGGCUACUGGAAGAAGCCAUUUCUCUGUAUAACCGUAUUGGAGAUCCAAGUGUAGAUGAAGAUGUCCAAAAGAAAAUGAAGGAAGAAUAUGAAGAAGUCAAGAAUGAAGCACAGAGAAGAGUGGGACUACUGGAAAAGAUAACAAAAGAACACGAGCGAUAUAAGACCAACAUCGACCAGUUUCAUAUAUGGUUGACCCAGGUGACAGAAAGAUUGAAUAGCUGCCUUGACCAAGAAGCAAAACUGCCAGCCGAAAACAGAAUUAAGGCCUUGCAGGGCAUUGCCAAAGAUGUGAAGAGCGGAGAAAAGAAACUGAGGUAUCUUGAAGCUCAGUCUGUCGAUGUGAUGCAAAACACCUCCCCACUGGGAGCAGAGAAGAUGAAGGCUGAACUGGAGGAUCUGAAAAAAGCUCUCGAAAAGCUGAAAGUGGUGAGCUCUGAGGAAGAGGAGAGGCUACUACAAAGCCUUAAGUCAGAAAAUGCCUAUCACACACAAGCCAGGCUGCUGGAAGCUGAUGUCCAGGAGUUCCGUAAAAGCCUACAUAAGUUAGGAAACACCUUUGAGCUAGACAACCGGGCAAGAAGUGAUGAUGACUUAAUUGCUCUCUGGAGAAAAUACAUGGCAACAAGGGCAACCCUUACAGCAGAGGAAUCAAAGGUUGAAAGACUGAAGACUCAACUUAAGGAGUUGUUCAGGUUUUCACAAGACAUGCAGCCACUUUCUGACAGUGUGAUUCGUGCAAUACGUGAAUAUCAAAGCCUGAAGGGGAAGACAUAUAAAAUGAGUGCUGAGACAGAAACAGAACUGAGACAACGCUUCCAAAACCCCUUGAGGGAAUUCCACCUGUGGAAACCAUCAGUGCAGAGAUUGCUGGAUACCACGGCAAAUAUUUCAGACCCUACAUUGACAGAUACAUUCUUGCAUCAGAUUGAGCAAUUUCUAGCUGAGUGCUCCCACUUUAAGGAACAACUCCUGAUGUUACAGUGGAAAAAAGAUUUCCUGAGCUGCAUUUUUGAGAAAGACAAAGAAAAAUCACUUUUGGCAGAAGCAACUGAUGCUACAAAGGAAGCAGAACAACUAUACAAAGAUCUCCUUCAGAGGAAAAGCAGAUUGCAGGCUUUACUGUCUCAGCAUAAAGACUUUGAUGCAGAUUUUGGAUUGUUGCAAAAGAGGUUGGCUGCUGUCAGAACCAAGGUAGAUGCAGAGAAGGAACCUUUGCCUGAUCUAGCAGCUAAAGAAGCUCGAUUACAAAGGCUACAGACCAUCCAUGGAGAUUUAGCAGAGUGCGCUGUCCAAAUGGAAGAACUGGAGAAAUAUGUUCAGCCAGAUCCAGCACAGAAGCAUAAAAUGAAGCUCCUUUCUUCUGAGCAUCAAUUCCUGAAGCGGUCUCUGGAGAACAUCACAGCACAGAGCAAGCAGCAUGUACAAGACCACUGGACCUUCAAUGACAGAUUGUCAGAUCUCCAGCAGUGGCUGACAGUAACCAAACAAAAGCUGGAAUCCUGGUGGGGUAGUAGAGAAGGGUGGAAAACCAACAGCCGAGAUUUGGAUUUGGAGAGACUUCAAAUGGAGUUUCCAGAUAGAGAGAACCAAUUACAACUUAUUGAGGCCAAAGGAGAAUUAGUUGCAGUGAAUUCUUCUUCAGAAGGGGCUGCAAAUGUCCAGGCAGAAGUGAAGAAGCUAAUGGAAUCUUUUGAGUCUCUUGAAGACAUGAUGUUAAGACUCCUGCAGAAAGUCCAUCCAGACAGAACAACACUAGAUGUGGGCAAGAAGAUAUCAUUUCCGGACAGUGUGCCAGCACUGGGUUUUGUCACUCACUCUACAGAUGAUCCAAACCAAGCCUGGAAGAACACAUCCCAAGGGGAAGAUUCAAAUGAUAUCCAGCUCAUUAAAAACUUUGAGAUAUGGUUGCAAGGAGAAAAUGCCAAAUUGUCCAAAAUUUUUGCCAUGAAACUUUCCAGUACUGAAGAAUUGAAGGCAAGGCACAGCAAACUAAAGGAACUUAAAUCUCGGGUUCCUGAGGGACAGCAUCACUUUGAAGAUCUCUUGCGUCUUCAGCCCAUACUCCAGAGCUCUGAGGAACUGGAGGAUUUGCGGUACCGAUGGAUGCUCUACAAGUCUAAACUGAAUGACUCAUUGAUGACAGGUUCUUUGGAAGAGCCAGCAACAUUCAGAAAGGGAAAACCAACUGGAGCAUGUUCUUUUCUCCGUCGUGUCUGCUGGGCAGCUUUGCCUCUUCAGUUACUCCUGUUGUUUCUGCUCCUCCUUGCCUUCCUGCUCCCACUGGUGGAAGAAACACAUAGUUGCAAGUUGGCCAACAAUUUUGCACGCUCCUUCAACCUGAUGCUUAGAUAUGAGGGGCCACCACCAACUUAAGUUCUCCACACCCUCCUCAGGUGCCUUUGAACAAACAGGUUGUGCUAUCUGUU